AUGUUACGACUCGCUCAACCACAACGCUUCCUGCAUGCUUCAUCGAGGAGCCUCAAGGUCAUAGUCCCAUCUGUGCAAUCGCGCAGCUUUUCGUGGAGUCGUACAAGAUGCUCAAGUCUAGACGACUGGACGCGCACCAUCCAGGCACAGGCGACCACGAUGCAUGAUACAGCUGACUUGAACAAAGCGCGUCAGGUACUGCUCGUUCUGCCAAAACUCUCCGGACCAUCGUCCAAAGUGGCUUGUUCACGAAGCCUGAUAGACAAACACAACGGUGAAGAUGUCAUUGCACUUCAAAGAGGCUCAAAUAUGCCCCUUGGAUCAGAAUUGGUACUGUUCAACCCACUGCUCAGCGAAAGUACGCUCGGCGCAGAUGGUACCGAGAGAAGCUUCGGACCACCAGGAGGACUGGAUCAGCGCAUGUGGGCCGGUGGCUCGUUUGAAUUCGAGCAGGGAAAGCAGCUCAAAGUGGGACAAGAUGUACAAUGCAAUGUGACAGUCGAGAGUGUUCUUCUCAAGCAAGGCGCCAAGACCGGAACGAUGGUCCUGGUCACACGGAAGCUGGUAUACGAGGGCGCAGAGGGAAUCGUAUCGACAGAAAGAAGGACUCAUAUUUACAGGAAGCAGAGGCCAGCUGAUCAGCGCAAAUAUGUCCCACCACCUGCGGACAAGAGGCCAAAGGCCACAGAAGUGGAAGAAAAGCCAUCUGAUUUUGGCUUCGAUUAUCAUGCUACUCGAGCAGCCCUGUUCCGCUACUCGGCGGCGACUUUCAACGCGCAUCGCAUCCAUCUGGACCCGGAAUACUGCCGCAAUGAAGAAGGUCACCCAGACUGUCUCGUUCACGGCCCGCUGACAGCAACAUUACUGCUAAACCUGAUAGCCACAGCAGCACGUGAAGCGUCGGGACAGGUGAAAAGUUUCGAGUAUCGUGCCACGUCACCUCUGACCGUCGAGCAAAUAGUGCGACUUCGUGGUGGGUGGCAGGAUCAUGACAGAAAGCAAGCAUCGUUGUGGGCUCUCAAUGAAGCCGGCACUGUGUGCAUGACAGCCAAAGCCACCUUGUUCUAA
Mycosarcoma maydis (corn smut) is the source of this 1068-nucleotide messenger RNA. RefSeq lists its product as uncharacterized. The transcript is spliced from 3 exons. Lineage: Eukaryota; Fungi; Basidiomycota; Ustilaginomycetes; Ustilaginales. The coding region runs from base 1 to 1068 and encodes 355 amino acids. Gene Ontology annotation, cellular component: mitochondrion. Gene Ontology annotation, molecular function: (3R)-hydroxyacyl-[acyl-carrier-protein] dehydratase activity. The record is from RefSeq and is a predicted model, not a curated record.